AUGCACCUUAGCAGUGGAACUACGGGAAAAGAAAAAUCUUCACCUGCUUCGUCGGAAGUUACUCCGUCUCCUUCGCCAGAAAUUGCAAUUGGAAUUGAUAUCGGCACCUCUCAAUUAAGAGUAGCCAUUUGGAAGGACUCCCAGAUGGAGCUCCUCAGGGAUGAACGAGACCAUAAUAUAAAAUCGUACUUUAGCUUCAAUGAACAGGCUGGCCUUCGUGUUCUAAGAUUGAUGCAUGAACCAACUGCUGUUGCAUUGUUAUAUGCUCAGCAGCAGCAACAGAAUAUGCUCAAUAAUAUGAGCAGUGGAAGUCAUAAGGUUGCACCUGUCACGGUCACUGUAGGAGGAGUCUCCCAGGCAUGGAGUUUGGCUGGAAGUACCUUGGGAGGAGAAGACAUACUUGAAUAUCUUACCCGAUAUGGAUAG
Fraxinus pennsylvanica is the source of this 426-nucleotide messenger RNA. NCBI's taxonomy places the organism in Eukaryota, Viridiplantae, Streptophyta, Magnoliopsida, Lamiales, Oleaceae. The record is from the annotation of a GenBank genome assembly.